Molecule: messenger RNA, 2173 nt
Organism: Phialemonium atrogriseum
Lineage: Eukaryota; Fungi; Ascomycota; Sordariomycetes; Cephalothecales; Cephalothecaceae
Product: microphthalmia-associated transcription factor
Exons: 1
Coding region: 464-2059 (531 amino acids)
Biological process (GO): regulation of transcription by RNA polymerase II
Molecular function (GO): DNA-binding transcription factor activity, RNA polymerase II-specific; protein dimerization activity; RNA polymerase II cis-regulatory region sequence-specific DNA binding
Source: RefSeq, a predicted model, not a curated record
CGAAGCAACCCCUCGCCAUCUCUUCGACUCCCCACACUCCGCCCUAUGGCGCGCUGACCGCUGUCACCGACAAUCUUUGUGAACACUCUUGUCAAUCAAGGUAUGUUGGUAGCCUUUUUAUUUUUAUUUAAUUCUUGACUCGACCCUCUGGCGACCAAACACACAAUAUAUCUGGGCAAGGUGUGCACCCUGAAGACUCGACUUCGCCGACGUUCAACACUCCGGCUUGUCCGCGAUUUCUGUCGCCCGCCGCUUCGUCGCCACUUUUGGCCAACACAUAUCCAAUCCACCCAUGCAUUAUCCUGCACAAACCCACGAAUAAUAGUGGCGGUGCUGUCCCGUUGGUUAACCUCUACGAUUCCCGCAGGUUCUGGUGGUCUCGAAAACACCUUCGCCGCCUAGUCGACAGAACCCCCGAUUACACACACUUGAACUGGGGCAACCCUCAGUACUACCGCAGAAGAUGGCGCAGCACGGCUUUCAGAUUGGAGGAGGCCACGGUGCAAGCAGCAUCGACCCGAACGACUUGACCAUGUCAGGCAACUACCCAUCACCGUACCAGAGCAAUUUCAACUCAAAUCACAGCAACCCAUCGAACGGGUUCUCCAGUGGAUCAGCACUGUUUGGCGAUGACGAGCUGCUCGAUGGACUUCCUAGCCCGACAGAAGCGCAAUCGGGCAUGCAGGGCCAUGGUCAGGAGUUUGGUGGAAUGAACGAUAUCAACAUAGGAUAUGCCCAGGGCAUCUACAACUCACACCACAGCCUGCCGGUCGAACAAUCCCACAUCAACGGAUACUCCAACACGCCUGACGGAGAUCCCAUCCAGAGCCCGUUCGUACACAGCGGCUUCGGCCCAUACCGGCCGAUGCCUCAAUCAUUCGGAGGUUCGCUACAGUCGCCCAUCUCCUACGGCGGCUCCCCUUUGGCAAACUCGGAGCUGAACAACGACGGCGGCGACCCGAACUACCUGAAAGCCCGCGCAAGGAUGUCCCAGACCAUGCAGCGCAAGCCGCCGACUGCCCGGAGCCCACUGACUCCCAAGGCCGCUGCCAUGGCUGGGUUGUCAAUGAACUCGCCGGAUUCCUACGGCGCCCAACCCAUCCGGACAGGUGGCCAACAUCACGAGAAGUCUCAUUCGGGCCAGUGGGUACAGACGCCGAACAGCCUCUCGUCAUUCCCCGGCUCCGGCUUCUCGUCACCACUGGCAGCUGGACUGCACAGCGCGCAAAUCAACGACAUCAUGAUCAAGGGCGGCACGUCCAUGCCCGCUAAGUUGGGUGCGACUUCAAGUGCAGUGUCGUCUCAGGAGGCCAAGAGAAAGAGGAGGAGAGAAUCUCACAACAUGGUAGAGCGUCGCCGUCGAGACAACAUCAACGAACGCAUCCAAGACCUGAGCAAGCUGGUACCUGCACACCGUCUCGAAGACGAAAAGGUCCGCAAAGCAAUCCAGAACGGCACUCCUCUGUCGCCAACGUUACAGGGUGUCGCGAAUCCUUCUCAGGCGACAUCCGGCCUUGCCGGGCCCGGCGCGCGACGGGCAACGAGUGGGGCGGCCGGCAAUAUCACCACGGGCCUGCCCAUCGACGACAAGGACAAGGGCCCCAACAAGGGCGAUAUUCUCAACGGCGCCGUGAGCUGGACGCGUGAUCUGAUGUGGAUGCUCCAUCUCAAGAUCCAGCAGCAGGAAGAGCUGCUCAACUGCAUCGUCGAGCUAGGUGGACAUGUGCCCUUGGAGCUGACCGACGACGAGCGGCGGAUGCAGACCGAGCUGUUGGAGGCAAUAACCAAGAACGAAGAGAAUACCAAGGCCGACACGUUCUCGUACUCGCGGACGGCUGGGUCAGGCCUGAGGGUGCCCCAUCACACCAACUACAAGGGUGAGCCCCUCAACGGCAGCAACAACGGCAUCGACCAUGUCUCGGGGAGUCCCGACGACGAUGUAGCCGGUGCUGUCGGCUCCGACAUGCUCGAUUCAGGAGAGUUUCUGGACUACGAUGACGAUGGAAGCGGGGAUAUGAACUUCAAGGAGGAGGACGAGUAUGGCAUGGAUCUCAACUGAUUGCGGGGGAUAGCAAUCCCCUCCGUUUUUCAUCUGACGCCGCAUUACACGCCCUCCUCCUGGUCUGAGAUUCUUACCCAUUUAUUUACACGCGUGGCGAGGAAUUUCUGCAUU